AGGCAUGCAGCGAGUCAGAAUGCUAAUAUAGGAAGGAAACAUGCUCUGCUUGGCUUGCAAACCAAUAAGCAUCACCAUAAGAAGCAGCAGCAGCUGUGCCGGGGUGCAGUUAAACGUUCCCCACAUGUGUUUGAUCGGAGUUAGCAAGGUGGAGUCUGUUUCUUUGUAAACAGACGAAAACUCAUACCGACUUGCGCAUUUCCUGUCAGCGCAGUCUUGGACGCCAGUUUCUUUGUAGCUUUUGAGUUUUUACAUGCCACAAUGAAGUACAUCCUGGUUACGGGUGGUGUCAUAUCUGGUAUUGGUAAGGGUAUCAUUGCCAGCAGCGUGGGAACAAUCCUCAAAUCAUGCGGCCUUCACAUCACAGCCAUCAAAAUCGACCCAUAUAUCAAUAUUGAUGCUGGAACCUUUUCACCUUAUGAACAUGGUGAAGUAUUUGUUCUUGAUGAUGGCGGGGAAGUGGAUCUCGACUUGGGGAACUAUGAGCGUUUCCUGGAUGUCCGUCUUAUCAGAGACAAUAACCUCACCACCGGAAAGAUCUACCAGUCUGUAAUCAGCAAGGAGAGGAGGGGAGACUACCUGGGCAAAACUGUACAAGUGGUGCCCCACAUCACAGACGCCAUCCAGGAGUGGGUAUUGAAGCAGGCCAGGAUCCCAGUUGAUGAAGACGGUGUGGAGCCUCAAGUUUGUGUCAUAGAGCUAGGAGGAACAGUGGGGGACAUCGAGAGCAUGCCCUUCAUAGAGGCUUUCAGACAGUUCCAGUUCAAGGUGAAGAGAGAAAACUUCUGCAACAUUCACGUCAGCUUGAUACCACAGCCCAAAACAACAGGAGAGCAGAAGACCAAACCGACCCAGAGCAGUGUCCGAGAGCUCAGAGGGCUGGGCUUGUCUCCGGAUCUGAUUAUGUGCCGCUGUAUAACACCCCUUGAAUCAGCUGUCAAAGAGAAAAUUUCCAUGUUUUGUCACGUGGAGCCCACACAGGUGAUUUGUGUCCACGAUGUCUCAUCAGUCUACAGAGUGCCUCUGCUGCUGGAGGACCAGGGUGUUGUGAGCUACUUGUGUCAGCGGUUGAACCUGCCUGUCGAGAUGAAACCCAGAAAGAUGCUCGCAAAGUGGAAGGAGAUGGCUGACAGAUCUGACCGUCUCUUGGAGCCUGUUUCUAUAGCUCUGGUGGGGAAGUACACAAAGUUGGCUGAUGCAUACACCUCAGUAAUUAAGGCCCUAGAACACUCAGCCUUCGCCAUUAAUCACAAAUUAGAGGUUAAGUACUUAGACUCUGCAGAGCUGGAGUCUACUGCUCUGCGAGAUGAGCCGGUGAAAUAUCAUGAGGCCUGGCAAAAGCUCUGCAGUUCCCAUGGUGUGUUGGUGCCAGGAGGUUUUGGUGUGCGGGGGACAGAAGGCAAGAUGCUGGCUAUUAACUGGGCAAGGAAAAAGAACCUGCCAUUCCUGGGAGUUUGUUUGGGCAUGCAGCUGGCAGUGUGCGAGUUUGCCUGCAAUGUUCUCGGAUGGGAAGAUGCCAACUCCACAGAAUUUAAUCCAGACACCAAACACCCUGUGGUGAUUGACAUGCCAGAACACAACCCAGGGCAGAUGGGUGGGACUAUGAGAUUGGGAAAGAGGCGGACAAUUUUUAAAUCUAGCACCAGCGUACUGAGAAAACUCUAUGGAAAUGUGGACUAUGUUGAGGAGAGGCACAGACACAGAUUUGAGGUGAAUCCUGAGCUGAAGCACCACUUUGAACAAAAGGGUCUUCAGUUUGUUGGCCAGGAUGUCGAAGGAACGAGAAUGGAGAUGAUUGAAUUGCAGGACCAUUGUUACUUUGUCGGAGUGCAGUACCAUCCAGAGUUUACCUCCAGACCCAUCAAACCUUCUCCUCCCUAUUUGGGUCUCCUACUGGCUGCUGCAGGAAAACUCCAGACCUACCUGGCCAAGGGCUGUCGCCUUUCUCCGCGGGACACUUACAGUGACUGCAGUGGCAGCAGCUCUCCUGAGACGGACAUCACGGAACUGAAGUUUCCUCCUUCGUUUUGCAAUAAGCAAAUACCAGAAAAGAAAUUUAUGGCAAGUUUGUAAGAAGAGGACAUAGUGCAACAUAUAGUGAGUGUGAGAUCAAUUAGGAAACAUCACUCCUGUCGGUGUGCUUGAGCAAAAAUGAUGAGGAUGUUGCCUUUUCUAGGUAUAGGGCUAAGAAUAGAUACUUGUAACUAGCUGAGAGAAUAAACGGGUCAUUUUGCAGGAAGUAUAGCAACAGUAACAAAGUGCUGAGGUAGGACUCGUUGUCUGUGCCGCCCUUGUUGGGACAACCAUCCUGAAACCCAGUUCACUGUAUGAAAAUAGAUAAACAUGAUAUGUACAGUUGUUUGACUUUUAUCACAGUUUGCCAUUGAUAAGUUUACCUCUUUGAACUGCUUUUUAUUUUAUGUCUUAGAAUAUGUUUUGUAUUAAUGUCUUCUUUUUAGGUUUAAUACCACUUCACAUAUCCUAACACUCAUUCAGGGUUUCUACACAAACGUGUGUAAAACACAUGGUUUCAAAUAAGCUUUCAGUGUUAUAUGGCAUGUACAUGCAAAUCCAUGCAAGUAUGAGAUUAAAGUUGUGCAGUAUAUGAGUUUUUCUGUCAUAAUAAUGUGAAUUGUUUAGGUAUCAUUCAAUAUCAAGAGGACAGUUGGUUUCAAUUCGUGCAUGGAUCUUGUUUUAUAGGUAAAGUUUUGUUCCUUAAAUGUAGUUUCACAGCUUCGGUCGCAUGAUAUUUGUUUGACCCCUAACUUCCUGAAAGAAAAUACUGAUGCACAGUCAUCUGGUGCUUCAGCUUGCUUAAGUGACCCUUAGUCACCAGAAGUAACUGAAAACAAAAUCUUCUUGGCAUAUGAAAUCUGAGCUCCUCAACCUGAAACGGAGACCUAAAUUUGCUCUCAAAACACGAGUAGCAGCCAACAGUAGAUAAGCAUCAAGCUGCCAAGUUCCAUUUUUGCUGGAAGUCUUGUCAGAUUGAGUAAAUUCAUAACUCGGCAAGGAUAGUUAAAUUAUUCCUGACAGUGCUUCUGUUUAUUUUUAUAUUUAUGAAGUGCAUUUAUAUUGCAAUAUGUACAUUUAAUCUGAAUAAAUAUGUUUUAUUUGUCAAGACAAUCUGGCCGUUAUUCUAGUUGAGCUGUGCCUCAGAAUGCCAAAUUCUGUUUUUUUUUUUAUGAGUGACGCAGACAGGAAAACUUAAAUUAUGCUGAAAUAGCCCUGCAACUUUCACACACAAAAUAAACCC
This is a messenger RNA of Monopterus albus (swamp eel), 3256 nucleotides long. RefSeq names its product CTP synthase 1-like. Gene Ontology annotation, cellular component: cytoplasm; cytoophidium. Gene Ontology annotation, molecular function: identical protein binding; CTP synthase activity. NCBI's taxonomy places the organism in Eukaryota, Metazoa, Chordata, Actinopteri, Synbranchiformes, Synbranchidae. The record is from RefSeq and is a predicted model, not a curated record. The coding region runs from base 262 to 2073 and encodes 603 amino acids. The transcript is spliced from 19 exons. Gene Ontology annotation, biological process: pyrimidine nucleobase biosynthetic process; CTP biosynthetic process.